Messenger RNA from Angiostrongylus costaricensis, 1110 nucleotides. The record is from the annotation of a GenBank genome assembly. Lineage: Eukaryota; Metazoa; Nematoda; Chromadorea; Rhabditida; Metastrongylidae.
AUGUUGUGUUUUGGUGACGCUUUCGUGGAUUCUAUUCAGGUUUCUGGGCCAUGGGACCGUAACUUGACGCAGUUGCUCUCGCGUCUUUCCGGCGCUAUGGCGCCAGCAGCGCCGUCACCUCAUGUUGGCGACGUAGCCACAUCGACAGCAGCAUCCCAAAUCAACGGUUCGGGUCCACCUGAGAAGUUUGUGAACUCCACAAAUAUGACUGGCACUACAGAAUCGCUUAGAAACAGUGACUCGAAUCCGAAUUUGUUCGCUUCUGUGGAUGGACUUGAUGACAGCGGACAACAAAAUAUCUACGCUGCUCAGGUUAUUAAUUCACAGGUUUUGCCCGGUUUUCUUCCACAAAAUCAAUUCGUACCAGUUCCGUAUGUACCGUCACCGUACGCGCAACUGAUUGAACCACCGCGUUUUUGUGCCAAAUGCGGUCGGGACGCCGUUCAGGAUGUCAUUGGUGCAGGCGAACAUCAGCCACGGCAGCAGAAGAAUCCAUUUAGUCAAGCGGAACGACGCAAUCCAUUCCAGCACAAUCCGUUCCAGAAAGGUCACGAAGAAAAACGGCGUGCGCCACCGAACACACCAGCUCGAGGCGAUGUGUGGAAGGAAGGCGAUGAGGGCUGUGGCGUAAAGAUUCGAAAACAAGAUGAUCAGCCUGACACACAAGAGGGUGCUUGGAAACCUGCACGAGGAUGUGGUCGAAAUCCAUUCAUGUCAGCAGCAAAUCAUAGCACAUAUCAGUUUAAAGGACGCGAACCCAGAGACUCUGAACAGCGUGAGAAAUUCCGUAAACCAGCGCCACAAUGUCCGCAAUGGGAAGAUCGUCAUCAUCGUGUGAAUAACAACUGUCCGCUCUGGCAUCCAUAUAAAAUGUGUCUAUUUUAUCCCAACUGUCGUUCGACCGCUCUCGACUGUGGUUAUGCGCAUCCGUUUUGUAGUGAAAAUGAAUGCGAUUGUACUGAAGAAAACAAGGAUCCGCAACUAAAUCACUGGACCGGCACGAUUCGAAGUCGUUCCUCUGUUCUUUUUCUUUCCCUCUUCGCUCGUGGGGAACAACGUUCCGAUUGUCGUCGUCGUCGUCGUCGCCGUUAUUGUCGUCGACGUUGCUGA